Molecule: messenger RNA, 1775 nt
Organism: Ceraceosorus guamensis
Lineage: Eukaryota; Fungi; Basidiomycota; Exobasidiomycetes; Ceraceosorales; Ceraceosoraceae
Exons: 8
Coding region: 209-1609 (466 amino acids)
Biological process (GO): peptidyl-L-cysteine S-palmitoylation; protein targeting to membrane
Cellular component (GO): Golgi apparatus; endoplasmic reticulum
Molecular function (GO): protein-cysteine S-palmitoyltransferase activity
Source: RefSeq, a predicted model, not a curated record
CUCUACUUAGCUUGUCAUCAACCCCCGACGCUGCUGAAAUUUAAUUUGCUUGGAGAAGGACUAGAUUGCACGCAAAUUGGCAUCAACAGCUAUAGGAAGGGCGCACGACCCGGCAGCGGGAUCUGAGCGCGCUGCACGCCUCGCAAAUCAAGACCCAGAGCGCUGCUGUGCAAAUCGAUCGCUGUUCUUCUCUCAUCAGCGAGGGGUUAUGGACGCCUUGGAGAGAUGUUCACAGAGAGAAGGCGGAUCCGAUGCGAAGCGCCCACGUCGAAAGUGGAGGAUCAACAAUUUGAUAGGCAAAGUUGUGCCCCUCAUUCUAUUGACGUACAUCGUUGCCGCAUACAAGCUGGUCGUGAUUGAGCACGGAUACAAAGAUCGCUACAAGACACGCGGUCAAGUGCUUUCCGUCCUUCUUCAUCUCCUUCCAGCACACCUCAUCUUCCUCCUCGCCCUGCGAGCCUACCUACACAUCUACCUCUCCCAUUCCUCCUCCUCCAGCUCCUCCGCACAUUUCCUCACUCGUCUGCUCGGCGCUCGCAGGCCCGCCUUACCAAAAUAUCCACCGUCUGAUUGGCGGAACAGGAUCUUCGAAUGCGAUGCGGCUGGAAGACCGUCGAGGUGUUGGAGAGAUGCGUGCAAUGGGAACUGGAAACCUCCGCGCACAAGACAUUGCGGAGAUUGCGGAACAUGUCGCGCAGGCUUGGAUCAUCACUGUCCCUGGUUUGAUGCGGAUGUUCAAAUCCCACUCACCUCCCCUUCAUUCUUGCACUUUCUCAUCCUCGUGCCCCUCCUGUACCUUUUUGCGCUCUUUCCAAUGUUCGGUAUCGCAUGGAGGCACACACGCCUUAUCUGGAUAUGGGCAUGCGAUGUCGACAACGUCCAAAGCCGCGAGUGGUGGGCCAACAAAUGGACCUGGAUGGGCGGACCUGUGUGGAGAUGGGUAGGAGGCUGGAUUGUCGCUUCGAGGUCUUACACAGCAACGUCGGCGCAGAUCACUUCUUCUCAUUCCAAACUCGUCGCCAUUCCCAAUUGGACAAUGCCGCUCGUAGUGACGAGCGGUGCAGGUCUAGUCUUCAUAGCUCUAGCUUUGCUCUUCUCUUCCCUAUCUUCGCUCAUGCAAGGUCAGACGACGAUCGAUAUGGAGCGCAGAAAGGCCUAUUCUCGACAUGUUCGCUCAGUCGAGCGCAAGCGGACGACUUCCUCUGGCGAUUCGGCAGGAGUGCGGGGAAGAGAAGACGACAGCCUCGCAGCGCCGCAUUCGGGUGCCAUGCCAGAUACAGACGAGGAAACCCUUCGCCGUUUGAGUCCCAUCUUGUAUUUUUGGGUUCCUCUGGCGCUGAUCGAUGAGGAGAAAAGCACAAAUGACUACGAUGCGGACCAGCUCGAUCAUCAUAUCGAUGCGCAGCACGUGUCUGUACAAGAGGGAGGGAUCGUCCUGCCCACGUUGCUGCAGGAAAGACCUUAUGAUCUGGGAGAUGCAUGGUCCAAUCUCAAGCUCGCUCUUGGAAUGUCGAAAGCCAGCGACGAGGAUGAACAAUGGACGCUUGACGCCUUGGUCGAAGCACGGCUUAAAGCUACAGCAGCUCGAAUCCUGCACAAGUCCAGAUGACACCAGUCUGAAUCGCGCUGCUUUGUCAAUCCCAUCAUACAUUGGCAACUUGACGCAUACAUUAGCAAAUCCGAGUUGCUCGCGGAGCGGCGAAGGCUACGGGUACAUGACCAAGCACCGAAAGGCAAGGCAGAUGACGAAAAAAGGCCCUAAAGACGUCGGCAUG